Penicillium atrosanguineum is the source of this 1587-nucleotide messenger RNA. RefSeq names its product carboxylesterase/lipase family protein. Lineage: Eukaryota; Fungi; Ascomycota; Eurotiomycetes; Eurotiales; Aspergillaceae. Gene Ontology annotation, molecular function: cholinesterase activity. The transcript has a single exon. The record is from RefSeq and is a predicted model, not a curated record. Bases 1 to 1587 code for a protein of 528 amino acids.
AUGAGGCUUACCGUGUCACUAUUUGCAGGCUUGGCAGUUUCUGCCAUUGCUUCGCCUAUCAGUUCAAUUGUUGAGAUCAGCAGUGGUCGCGUGCAAGGGAACCCGCCCGAUCAGACCGGGGUCCGAUCAUUCAAGGGGAUUCCCUUUGCAGCUUCUCCUGUUGGAGAGAAUCGUUGGAAGUCUCCACAGCCAGAACUCGCUUUCGAGGGUACCUAUAAUGCCACUGUCUAUGGGUCAAGCUGCUCUGGGGCUCUGGCGGGCAAUUACAUGGGCGAAUCUCCGUUGACAGCUCCAAGCGAAGACUGUCUGACCGUUAAUGUAUGGACGCGUGCAAAUAGCACAUCAGAGAAGAUACCCACGAUGAUUUGGAUUUACGGAGGUGGCUUCGAGUUCGGUACCUCCGCCAUGGCCACCUACGAUGGCUCAGCUCUCGCUCGCGAAGGUGUAGUAGUGGUUUCUUUCAACUAUCGCCUUGGAGUGCUGGGAUACCUGGCCCUCCCGGAACUCGAUGCAGAAGGCACCAUGUCCGGUAACUUCGGCCUCCAAGAUCAAUUAGCUGCCAUCCGCUGGGUGAAGAAGAACAUUGCCGCCUUUGGGGGUGAUCCCGACAACAUCACUAUUUGGGGCCAAUCGGCCGGGGCGCACUCGGUUGGCCUGCUUAUGGCCUCUCCGCUAUCUGAUGGACUUUUUCAGAAGGCAAUCAUCGAAAGUGGAGCCUACUGGGAUAGCGAGCAUGGAUCGAUUGAGACAUUCUCCCACGCUCGAACCAAGGGCAAGUCUUUCAAGAAGAAGUUGAAUGUCUCUUCGAUAGCCCAGCUACGUGCCCUCCCUGUCGACACCGUCGUCAAUGCGGCACUAUGGAAUCCUAGCCUCGACCCCGGCUUCACAGCCUUCGCACCAAACACGGACAAGUUCGUGGUGCCUAAAGAGCCAGCGGAGAUAUUCGACCUUGCUCAAACUCAACAAAUCCCCCUCUUGGGCGGUUUCAACGCACGCGAAGAUCUUAUAUUCGAUACACGAGCUCUGCCUCACAAUACCUCCGCCCAGUAUCGUGAGGCAGCCGAAGCAAUGUUCACAGAACACUCGUCCGAAUUUUUCAAGCUCUACCCAGGCGACACAGAACCACAAGCCACCAACUCCGCCUACACCCUCACCGGCGACCUAGUCAUUAGCGAACAAACCUUCGAAGCCCUCGACAGACAGGCGCGCUCAAGCAGUCAGGACGUUUACGCGUAUUACUACAACUACACCUCUCCAUACUCACCAGUGGCCAUCCACACCGCAGAAAUAAAUUUUGUUUUCGGAAACCUCGUUCCCAGCUUCUCUUCGUCCGAGUCGCCGACGGCUAGUGAUGAGGCCUUUUCCGAGAAGAUGAGGAAAUAUUGGACCAAUUUUGCCAAAACUGGGAAUCCCAAUGGUGAUGGACUUCCGAAAUGGCCUGAGUACAAGGGCCAAGGGGAGGUUUUCCUGAUGCUUGGUAAUACUAUUGCUCCUAUUGAGAAUCCUGGUCAGAAGAGAUUUGAUUUUAUUUCGUCUCUGAGGAUGAAUGGGGCUUUACCGGCCUCUUGGUGGCGUCAGAAUCUCUGA